UGGGCGAAAUUCAUUCAAAUUGACCCGGAAGAGGUAAACGCAAACAGACGAACGUACGAUAUGGCAGCGCACACAGUUCUCGAUGGAGCGGAAAUUCACGGUGAGCUGUGUGAUGAUGUACCUGAGCUGUCUGACAGUGAUGAUGAACAGUGGCUGCCAGUAGAGGAGGGAUCUGAAGUGUCUGUCCUGUGUGUGCUGUGCCACAGGACUCUCGGCUCAGUUUCUGAAACAUUACAACACUGUAAGACAGACCAUGGUGUAGAUAUUCCAGACCUUGUCAAAAAACAUAGACUUGAUGAUUAUGGGUAUAUAAAGAUGAUAAACUAUAUCCGAGGAAAUAAAUGUUCUGGAGAGAGUUUGUUGACUGUUUCAAAUGGCUCACUGCCAUGGGACAGUGAGGAAUAUAUGAAGCCAGUCUUGCCUGAUGACCCUUUACUGCAGAUAGAUGUGGAAGAGCUAAGUGAAGUUACAGUUGCGAUGUUGAGUCCCUCAUCUAAAGAUCAGGUAUCUGUGCUGCUUCAGACAGCUAGACAUGCUGAAGAAAGAGCUCACAGAGCUGAAGAAACUCUAUCUCAAGCCUUGGAAGAUCUGAACAAACUCAAAUUGCUGGCACAAGGUCUAGUGCUGAAUGCAGACACAAGCCAUGGCCCUUCCAGCUUUGGGCCAAUUGCUGAGUUGAGAGAUGAUGAAGAUGAGGCCUACUUUAGCUCUUAUGGGCAUUACAGCAUUCAUGAGGAGAUGCUGAAGGACAAUGUGCGGACUGAAAGCUAUCGAGACUUCAUGUACUGCAACAUGGAUGUCUUCAAGGACAAGGUGGUGCUUGAUGUUGGUUGUGGCACAGGAAUCCUUUCCAUGUUUGCAGCCAAAGCUGGAGCCAAGAAGGUCAUCGCUGUUGACCAGUCAGAGAUCAUUUACCAGGCAAUGGACAUUGUCAGAUCAAAUAAACUUGAUGCCACAAUCACACUGAUCAAAGGGAGAAUAGAAGAAAUAAACCUGCCUGUGGAAAAAGUGGACAUAAUUAUAUCAGAGUGGAUGGGUUACUUCCUGUUGUUUGAAUCAAUGCUGGACUCUGUACUUUAUGCGAGGGAUCGGUACCUUGUCGACGAUGGCUUGGUGUUUCCAGACCACUGCAAUAUCAGCCUGGCAGCGGUAGGGGAUAUUCAGAAACACAAUGAUCGCGUUGCCUUUUGGGAUGAUGUUUAUGGCUUCAAGAUGACUUGUAUGAAGAAGGCUGUGGUGCCAGAGGCAGUAGUGGAGGUGCUGAAGCCUGAGACAGUAAUUUCAGAAUCUGCAGUUGUUAAGACUAUUGACUGUGGUACUGUGACUGUGUCUGAGUUGGAGUUUACUGCAGACUUCACCCUGAAAAUAAGGCUCAGCACCUUCUGUACUGCCAUCGUGGGCUAUUUUGACAUUUUCUUCGACAAGCACUGCGGAAACAAGGUUGAGUUCUCCACUUCUCCAAACUCUCCUAAGACCCACUGGAAACAAACAGUGUUUAUGCUAGAGAGUCCAUUCUCUGUCCAAGCUGGAGAUGAACUUCCAGGUCAAAUUACAGUACAUAAGAACAGAAAGGACCCCAGAGCACUGCUGAUCACGCUGGACCUUGCUGGUCAGAAGCAAACCUAUAGCCUCCAAUGAGAACACGUUUUAUUGGAAAAAUGUCAUACAUUACAAAGCAUCUGUUCACAUUACUUAAACAAUUUAUGUAAGAUAGAGCUGAAGCUGUGGAACGCUUUUAGGCUGUUCUCACUUAGACAAAAUGUCUUGAUGUUUCUAAAUGUUACAGCUAUUUGAGAUUUUAGAAAAUGAAAUUCAAAUGAUAUUUUCCUCUUUCUUUAAAUAAUCGCACAUCAAGCAAAUAAAUACUUUCAACGAUCUCUUGA
This is a messenger RNA of Paramisgurnus dabryanus, 1883 nucleotides long. It is a transcript of the gene prmt3, whose product is annotated as protein arginine methyltransferase 3. Gene Ontology annotation, molecular function: histone methyltransferase activity; protein-arginine N-methyltransferase activity. Gene Ontology annotation, cellular component: nucleus. Gene Ontology annotation, biological process: peptidyl-arginine methylation, to asymmetrical-dimethyl arginine; chromatin remodeling. NCBI's taxonomy places the organism in Eukaryota, Metazoa, Chordata, Actinopteri, Cypriniformes, Cobitidae. The record is from RefSeq and is a predicted model, not a curated record.